Molecule: messenger RNA, 2121 nt
Organism: Salvia hispanica
Lineage: Eukaryota; Viridiplantae; Streptophyta; Magnoliopsida; Lamiales; Lamiaceae
Product: multicopper oxidase LPR1-like
Biological process (GO): cellular response to phosphate starvation
Molecular function (GO): copper ion binding; oxidoreductase activity
Source: RefSeq, a predicted model, not a curated record
UACUAAAUUAAGCUGUAAAAUUUAUACUAGUAUAUAUAUAAGCGGAGACAACGAAGCAGUGCCGAAAUAAAGCCUUUUUCAGUAUACUUUUAUCUUUGCAUUUGUCACAUUCUCCUUGCUUCUUCUAUUCUAAUCCUUCUCUCUCACACAUACACACACAUUAUCCUUCACAAUCUAACGAAAAUAUGGUGGGGAGAGAGAAAUUGGUGCAGUUUAGUGUGGUAAUAGUAAUUUUGGUGAAUAUUGCAUGGGCUGAGGAUAGAAUGAUAAAGCCAUUAGAGUUGGAGAUGUUUGCUGAUGAGCUUCCCGACAUGCCCAGAAUCAAAGGUUUCGAUUUCGCCGAUACUUCUCCGAUUCCGACCAAACUCAGUAUUGGAAUGUAUCACAAACUAUGGAAAUUUCAUAGAGAUCUACCUGCAACACCAGUUUUUGCAUAUGGUACAACAAAAGAAAAUGCCACAGUCCCUGGCCCUACAAUUGAAGCUCUUCAUGGAGUUCACACUCACAUAAAAUGGACUAAUUAUCUCCCUUCAAAACACAUACUUCCUUGGGACCCCACCAUCCCAACAGCCACACCUCACAAGGGUAAGGGCAUCCCCACGGUGGUGCACGUCCACGGUGGCGUCGACGAGCCCGAGAGUGACGGCCACUCGGGUGCAUGGUUCACGGCCCGGUUCAAGGACCAUGGCCCAUCUUGGACGAGGGAAACCUACAACUACCACAAUCUGCAGCACCCAGGCACGCUAUGGUACCACGACCACGCGAUGGGGUUGACCAGGGUCAACCUCUUGGCUGGCCUAGUUGGCGCCUACAUCAUCCGCCAGCCAAGCCUCGAGCUGCCACUAGGACUCCCUUAUGAUGAGGAGUUUGACCGCCCGUUGGUCGUGUUUGACCGCAGCUUCUCCACGGAUGGCUCGAUUUACAUGGACCCCAAGGGGAAUAACCCAUCCAUCCAUCCUCAGUGGCAGCCAGAGUACUUCGGUGAUGCCAUUGUUGUCAAUGGGAAGGCGUGGCCGUACAUGACCGUGAGGCGGAGAAAAUACAGAUUUAGAAUCAUCAACGCCAGCAAUGCGAGGUUCUUCAACUUCUCAUUCGACAACGGUUUGAAAUUUAUCCUUGUAGGAUCCGACUCAGCAUACAUUGAAAAGCCGGUAACAGUCAACUCCUUCCUGCUAGCCCCGUCCGAGAUCGCUGACGUGGUCGUUGACUUCUCCAAGUCAAAGUCAAAAUCAGUAUUAUUGACCAAUGAUGCAGCAUAUCCGUACCCUUCCGGUGACCCGGUCAAUGCAGCAAAUAGCAAGGUCAUGAAAUUCAUCAUCAAAUCCAAACAUGAAUUUGACACAUCAAAAAUCCCCAAAACAUUGAUCAAGUAUCCUCUGCCAAGUCUGUCUGCCACGGGGGUGCUCGUGAGGUACAUCUCGUUAUACGAGUACACGAGCCCCAUCGAUGAGCCCACGCAUCUCUACAUCAACGGCUUGCCCUAUGAGGCCCCAGCCACGGAGACGCCGAAAGUGGGGACCACUGAGAUAUGGAAUGUGAUCAAUUUGACGGAGGAUAACCAUCCGUUGCACAUACAUUUGGGCCUUUUUAUGGUUCUUGAUCAAACGGAGUUGGUGGAUGUCGAUGAGUUUAAAGAGUGUAUGCUGAAGUACAACGACGCGAUCAAGUGUGGGGUCCACAGGUACGCCACGGGCAGGAAGCGACAGGUUCCUGCCCACGAGAGGGGGUGGAAAAAUGUGUUCAAGUUGAUGCCUGGACAUGUCACUAAGAUAUUUGUGAGGUUUUCGUAUAUUCAUUCGAAUGAGUCAUAUCCGUUCGACGCCACUGCUGAGCCGGGAUAUGUGUACCAUUGUCAUAUUUUAGAUCACGAGGAUAAUGCGAUGAUGAGACCAUUGAAAUUCACUCAUUGAUGUGUGUAUUGUGUUAAUAUUGAUGAGGGAAAUGGAUAUAGUUUCAACUUUCAACUAAAGUGUGAUGGAGUAUGUUGUAACUUUGUGUAGCAUUUAGCAAUGACUAUUACUAUUCCAUAUCUCAUGUCCAAAUUCAAGUACAAGUCGAAGGCAUCACUCUCCAAUGCUUGAACUGCAAUAUAUAUUAAAUGCUCCUAUGUGAUUGACUUUA